AACAAGGCUAACAUUCUAACAGGAAAUUCAAAAGUGUUUACAGUAACAUAAUGGAGGGCGAGGAGAGGAAACCUUUAUCUACCAGAAGCAAUACUAGCAAACUGCCACUGCCAGGUUCUCGCUUAAAGAGGGCCCGUAGUCCAGAUAAUGAGCCAGUUCUUUCUGGAAAAAAAUCACGUAUUGAUAAUGGCCCCAGUCAAAAUUUACUCAAUUCUAGCACCAGAUCAAUUUCUGCUUCUUCACUUUCUUCUGUAUCAACAACCACAUCUAGAAUUAAAAAGACAGGAUCUACUUCUAAUUUAAUGAAAAAACCUAUUGGUGGCCCUAUCACAAGUCGCAAUAUUCAAACAGUUGUACAGAAAAAUAGAGCACAAUCAAAAACUGUGUCGAGUACUGUGGCAAGGCCAAGAACAGCCCAGUCUGUUGUAGCUGUAAAAUCUAAUACAGCAAACAACAACCUAGACUCGACAGUUGUUAGCACAGGUGCUCCAAAGAAACGACCAGCAUGGGACCUGAAAGGACGUCUCCAGGAUAUGGAAAAUCAUCUACAGCGUCAAGCAAAAGACAGCACUUCUUUGCAGGGUCAGCUUUCUCAGUACAAUGAUCGUAUAGCACAGCUGGAGUCCAUAAAUCAGAAAUUGAGUGGAGAUGUAGUUGAGAAGCAAGUUGCCAGUGAAACAGCUUUCAAAGAUAUACAAGAUCUCAGGAACAAACUGAGUCAAGCUGAACAGGAAUUUGAAGUAACCAAAAGAAAACUGAAAAGGGAAAUAGAGGAUUUAGAGUUCCAAAAGUCAUCAUUGGAAAGACAAAAGUCUACUUUAGAAGGUGAACUUGCUGCAUCAAUAAAAGAACUUGGUGCUCUAAAGUGCACUUUGGCAGAACUGACUGCCUCUCAAGCCACAUUAAGAGCAGAGUUUGAUCACACCAAGCUCCAACUUGACAAUGCAUUUAGAGAUAUAAGUGAUCGCAAUGCAACAAUUGCUGAAAAGUCAGAAGUGAUUCGCUUAAAAGAACAAGCAAUUGAAGUUUACCAACAAAAGGAGAGAGAUCAUGAGACUGAGAGGAGGAAACUGCACAACACUAUUCAAGAGCUCAAAGGCAACAUUCGGGUGUUUUGUAGAGUACGGCCGCUGCUUGGGGACGAACAACUUGGCAACAAUGGCAUCAUUAGUCACAUGAACUUUCCUGAUAUGGAUAAAAAAAUGUUAGAACUCGAAAAAUUGUCAGAUAUUUCUGUUAAUGAGAGUGUACUGAAUUCUACAAGAAAUGGGAAAGGGGCAAGCAAAUAUGAGUUCUCAUUUGAUAAAGUUUUCCAACCAGAAACCUCACAAGCUGAAGUGUUUGAAGAAAUAUCACAAUUGGUGCAGAGUGCUUUAGAUGGCUACAAUGUGUGCAUAUUUGCCUAUGGCCAGACAGGAUCUGGCAAAACAUUCACCAUGGAAGGAUCACUCAAUGAUGAGUCUAAGCUGGGCAUGAUCCCUAGAACUGUGCAACAGAUAUUCACUACAUGUAAUGACCUGGUUAAGAAAGGAUGGAGUUAUGUGAUUCAAGUUUCCAUGUUGGAAAUCUACAAUGAAACCAUAAGAGAUUUACUUGGUAAAGGAAAAGAUGAGAAACUAGAAAUCAAGUUACAAGGAAAGGGUGAAACAGAUGUUUUUAUCCCGAACUUGACUAUAGUAGAAGUCAAAUCUGAGGACAAGGUUAUGAAGCUUCUAAUGAAAGCCUCCGAAAAUAGAGCAGUUGCUGAAACUAAAUGCAAUGAAAGAUCGUCGCGAAGUCACUCAGUGUUUCAGCUCAGAUUAACUGGCACAAAUAGCAUUACAGGCGAAUCUUGUAAAGGUAUGCUGAAUUUGGUUGACCUUGCUGGAAGUGAAAGAAUUAAAGAUUCUGGUUCUGAGGGUCAAAGGUUGACUGAAGCACAGGCAAUCAACAAGAGUCUUAGUAACCUUGGCAAUGUUAUAAUGGCCUUAGGGAAUAAGGACAAACAUAUCCCAUAUCGCAACUCGAAGUUGACUUACUUGUUACAAAACUCCCUUGGUGGUAACAGCAAAACCCUGAUGUUUGUCAACGUCUCUCCUAAAGAAGAAUGCUUUGCAGAAACUCUUAACUCAUUGCGGUUUGCUACUAAGGUCAACCAAUGUAAUAUAGGAACAGCACAGAAAAGAAAGUAAAGGAGAAAAUGAUCUCACCAGUACUGUUUUGAGGCAGCUUACAAAUGUUAUGAUGCUGUAUAGAGUUAAUGAAAUGAUUACAUUGGUUGUCAGUGUAUUUUUUAAAACAAAACUAAAGAUGCAUUACACUCUAACUGAAAUCUGUAUAUAGUAUAUUCUGUCCAUAGGUUUUAAGUGUAUUGACAGAACAUGUAAGAUAUGACUGUUAUGUUUAAGCACAGUAAUAACUAUGAUACUGUAAAGUAUUUUAGUUAAGAUUUUCAUAGUCGGACCACCCUGUGUCCAUUAUUAAUUAGCUUAUAUUGUUUUAAAAUUUUAAAAUAAUUUAUAUCCAUGAUGUAUUAUAUUCUGCUUUAGUCACCAAAUUUUGAGCAAAAAGAAAAAUCAAACUGGUGCUUUAUAUUUAGUACAUUUGAAUAAAUGAUGUGUAUGAUAAAAUAUUUACUCAAUAAUAGUGAUAAAAAUAAACAAAACCUUAUUUGCUGAAUCACAUAUUAAUAUACUUUACUACUUAUUUCAUAUCCAUUUCAUGUAUGAGUGUUGGUUUUUAAUGUUGUAUUUUUAUCGGACAAGCAUUUAACAGCAAUUCAAUGUACAUAUGUAUAUAAACAUUGUUCUCACUGUCUCUGCAGACUUGUUCUCUAUUACUUUCUUUCACACUUCUUCUAAUCUUACAUAUGACAGUCAUGUGACCUUCAGGAUUAUCAUAAACAUCC
This is a messenger RNA of Physella acuta, 2887 nucleotides long. RefSeq names its product carboxy-terminal kinesin 2. Gene Ontology annotation, molecular function: microtubule binding; microtubule motor activity; ATP binding. The record is from RefSeq and is a predicted model, not a curated record. Gene Ontology annotation, biological process: microtubule-based movement. Lineage: Eukaryota; Metazoa; Mollusca; Gastropoda; Physidae.